This is a messenger RNA of Psylliodes chrysocephalus, 3328 nucleotides long. Lineage: Eukaryota; Metazoa; Arthropoda; Insecta; Coleoptera; Chrysomelidae. The record is from the annotation of a GenBank genome assembly.
AUCGGUUUAAUCGAUUUUUCAAUUUAAGGUUAGGUUCAAUGUUUAAUUUUAAGUAAAAAUAAAUUAGUAAUUUUAAGGAAAAUGGACCACAAUGAAGACAAAGAUCUUAUAGAUCCUGAUUAUCUACACACCAACAAGGCUUUGAGAUUGAAAGAAGUGAAAGAAAAAGAAGAAAGUAAACUAACUGCUGAAAAGAUAAACAAUGCUGUUGUUGAAAUAUUCGACGAAGAAUUAAGCUCACGACAAAAACAACUUGAAGAAGUAGAAGAGAAAAUAUUUAAAGCACAAAAAUUACUUCAUUUGGUUCGGUAUGUGUUGAUAACUUCUUAUUACAAAAAGAAUGAUUUGGAAGUUUCUGCUGACGAGGAAGUUACUACUGCAGGGUUCGAUAAACAGAAUAGAAUUCAUCCAGCAGUUAAGAAGUUAUUAGGCAGUAAUCCAAGAUUGGAUAUUUUCUGUGCAGGCAAAGGUAAAAGAAGGCUGGCUUCAAAGAGCUGUGAUAAGGAAGCAUCUAGUUCCCAAACUGCAGAACCUAAGAGGCCCAGAUUAGAAAUUAAAUCAGAACUACAAACUUCACACUUAUCCAAAAAUUCUGAACAAAUUUAUUCGAAAAAUAGAAAAAAGAUAAGGCAUAGAAUAGUCGUUGGCAAUGUAUCAAAAUGGGUCCCAUCGUUAGAGGAUAGUACCACACACAAAUGGAUGAUGUACAUUAGAGGUGAUAAGGAUAGUGCAGAUAUAUCACAUAUUAUAGAAAGAGUUAUAUUUUAUUUACAUCCAUCAUACAAACCACAUGAUGUAGUAGAGAUUAAAGAAUCUCCAUUUCACCUAUCUAGAAGAGGUUGGGGUGAAUUUCCUUUAAGAGUUCAAAUGUUCUUCAAAUGUCCACUUAAUAAACCGAUCAGUAUUGUACACAAUCUUAAAUUAGAAAAGACAUUCACAGGUCGUCAAACACUAGGAAACGAAACCGUAGUAGAUGUGUAUCUGCACGACAACGUAGCAAAACCGGAAACAAUUACAAGACCUCAAGAAGAUUCCCCAUCGACGUCUUGGUGGGGCUCAAAAGUAUACGAAAACAGUCCGAGUACAUCAUACAACAAUAUUUUUAAUAACUUCGAUUCGACAAUGAACCAAAGUAAUCAUUUAGAAUCAGAUUACACCCCUCUUGAUGAUACGGUGCUAGUUAAAUCGGAACCCAGGGAUGAUUAUAGUGAUAUGCAAAUUAAAUUAGAAAUCAAAUUAGAACCUGUAGAAAUAAUUUUACCAGUUUCCAAAAGCGACUUAGCUUACAGCGACUCUGAUCAAAUCGCCACCAACGUGGAUUUGAUUUCGACCAGAUCCGAUUCGGCAUAUGGAUGCUCCGACACGGCAUCUAUGAGCUUUGAGCAUGAUUAUUGUGAUGUUGUAGAGGAACAAUUCGUCGACAAUGAAAUUGAAGUCAAAGAAGAUUUGUUCCUGAAUCAGUUUCUUUUGGAACAUUCCUAUUCCGUUCUUAGCGGUACUGAGAUUCCAGAGAGUAGUUGUGAAAAUAUGACAAAAAGUCAUUCUGUGAUAGUCAAUGGUGAUGUUGAUAAUAAAUUGAUAUUUGGAUUAGGACUUAAUUACCUAAAAGAGAAGAUUGUUAAUGUUCACAAUGUGGUUCCUAAAAAUAUGACAGUUCUUCAAAAACCUUUGGAAAAUUCUAGACUUUAUUUCAUCAAUGGUGUAGAGUCAAGCGAUUUCUUAUUAUCAAAUGCAAUUGUAACGUUACCGAAAAAUAAAUUCAAAAAUGUCGGAGAAGCGCUACCAUUUUUGUUGAACAGAUUCAAAUUGUGGAACAAGAAAGUAGAAAAUCCGAGAUUUAAAUUGUUAUAUCCGUUUAUUGCAUCUUCACAAGAGGAGUUUGGUAAAUGGCCAUUAGGGAAACAAUUAAAUUCAGAGUGGAACCGUGCCCGAGAAAUAAAAAAAAUUCUAGAUGCCAGUUUUCCUACAUUGAACAAAAAAUGGAGCACGCGAGCUUGUUUUAUGUACGCGAGAUCGCAUAAAUACGAUGCAUGUGCGAGCACUUUGUCGGGCCGUUUUUUCAAAAACCCGUCUGAAGAUCGAACGCUCAUAGACGAAUGUUUCCAGCAUUCCAUAAUAGAUUCCAUCAAAAUUGAACCCAUUGAUGCUGAAGUAGAUGUAGAUGUUGAAGCAGAUGAAAAUGAAUCCGUGCAAUCGAUAAAAUCAAACUGCAUAGAUAUAUCGGACGUUCGUCUAAAAAACAACUGUUCUUUUAUUAAAGAAGCAUCGUUAAAUUGCGGAGUGGUCCUGAGAUCUGAGGAAAUAUCGGAUGGUGUGAUAAUGAACGGUGCAGAAAGAAUGAUUCUGGAAGCCGUCAAGUGCUUAGCAGGAGGUUUGAUCAGGAGAGCUAAUCAUCACUUAGUUUGUAAAGAAGAUUACAGGGAAGGUUUAAGUGAAGUUACCACAGAGGAAGUUAAAAUUGCCUUAAAAGAACGAUCUGAAUUGCAAUUAAUAAAGAUUUUCCAAAAGAAGAAACGUGAAAUAGAAUAUUUUUCAUAAACAUUUAAGACUGUUUACACAUCUGUUGAACCUAAAUUUUAUUUGUAUAUUACAAUAAUUAUGUAUUUAUUUCUAUUUUUGUUUUCCUAUAUACACAUAUAUGUACAUAUAAACACUUAUUAAACAUUUUUUUAAACUUAAGUUUAAUUAUUCCUGUACAAGAACAAUUUCCAAAGAUGCAAAAUGUGGAAAUUUGAAAUGAUUAAGAGUUUUUUGAAUCCAAGACCCAAAAAUUGCAAGAACAAGUAAAAUAUUGAUGAGAAACAGUAAUAAAAACCAUGUUCUUUUUUUGAUGUUGUUUUAAAAUUUUAUAUAACUGUAUAUUAAUUAGUAUGUAAGUAACAUAUAUACAGACUUACACUUAUUCUAGCGAUAACAAAAAUAUUUUGUUUUAAUUAUUAAAAAAAGUAUUUGCACAUGAAAGUGUGACAUUGUCAUUUCACUUACAAUUUUUAAUGAACUGCCUAAUAGUUUUUUUUAUAGUAUUUAUCAAUAAAAAAGAAAAUUAAUAAAUAAGGUCCUGCAAAUAUGAAAUCAAUUAAAAAAAAAAAAUAAAAAAUGAAAUGACACUAUCUCACCCCAAUAAGGAAAAAAUAGUUCCCCCCACAUUAAACCUAUCGAUGGCCAUUUACUGUGGUGGGUUUGACAGCCCUAUUAAGCCUGACUUUCUCUGCUUUCCUUUCUGCAGCAGUCUUUUUCAACCCUUUCAUUUUCCUUGUCUGUAUUUUCUUGAUUUCCUGUUUACCAAUAUGUAUGCGACCAUGAGUUGUACCCAAUUCAUUGGUACUAA